GACGUCACGCUCCGCCGCGAGCCGCCCAGCGGUGACGUCACCGCCGACACGCGCGCCGUUCGCACGGAGUCCGUUUGAAGAGCCACACGUUUCAAGCCGAACCGAACCGAACCGAAACCCUGACCCAGAGCUAUGUCCGCUAAGCCCGGCGAAGAGAAUCCCGGGUUCCUAGGGAGUGCCCCGCCGGGAAGCGAAGCGUGGCCUCCCAGCCCACCCAGGGACCAGGCGACAGGACGGCGGCAAGUGGAAGGCGCUGGGCUAGGGGGGCCCGUCGCCAUGGAGACUGCGUCUACAGGUGAUCUGGACUUCGACCUCCUGAAUAGCUCAGUGAGCACUGGCAGCGACCUGUACACAUCCCUGCGCUCUCAACAAGUGGCACCGUAUCUCUUUGGGGAUCAGAAGCAAGUAGAACGGGUGUCCAGUCUAGAUUCACACGGUGGGAUGUUCAGCUCCGAUUCAGGCAUUGAAAUGACCCCUGGGGAGUCCAUAGACGUGGCCCGGAGUCUGCUGGAGUCGGAGAAGACUGAAACCUACAGCUACAUGGACGUAGGCCAAAGGGAUGAGCAUCAGCAGCAACUGCAGCACCUUGGUGGGUGGGAUGACUCAGUGAAGACCAGCUCGGGCCAGUACCAGGAGAAGAAGGCCCCAGAGACGCUGGGCCCGGUGCUGGACUCAUACUCCUUCCCCUAUGUGGAGGAACCUUCGGAUGAAGAGCUGUUGGACCAUCUGGCCGAAAGUGCGGGUGGCACACCACGGACCAUCAGCCCGGUCAGGAUCACCCUGACUGAGACGGCCCCCGCCUCUGGCUGCCCCCCCCAGAUCUCAGUGUCUGAGAGAGAGAGCAUCCUCAGCCUGGGUGUGGAAGGAGUGCCCACAGUCACACUGUCCGAGCCUGAGGACGACAGCCCCGACUCUGUUACGCCUCCCCUCACAGAGGAAUCCCCAUCUGACCUCAUGUUCCAGUCUAGUGUGGUGAAGCCUGUGAGUUCCGGAGUGGUUAAUGCUUUCGGGGCCUCUGCCCAGCCCCUCCACUCAGCAACUGUCCACGACCAAGAUGGCAGCAGCGCCGAGUCGGGUGACUCUGAGAUUGAGCUGGUGUCGGACGAGCCGUCCCCCCUCCACGAGCAGCGGUCCCCCGGAGCUGGUUACGCGAGCUUUGGUCUCAUGGGAGGCCCCGCCUCUGCCGUGGCCCCAGUGGCUCCACCCAUUCAGUAUAGCAUUCUGCGGGAGGAGCGGGAGGCGGAGCUGGACAGCGAGCUCGUCAUUGAAUCAUGUGAUGCCUCCUCUGCAUCGGAGGAAAGCCCCAAAAGGGAGCAAGACCCUGCCCCGGCCCCGACUCCUGCCCUCACAACUGCACCCGCCCCUGCCCCCGCCCCCAUGCCUGUUGAGCCCCCAUCCUACAUUUCAAGAGAGGGUCCAGCCAGUGACAAGAUCCCCAGUCCUUCCAAGAUGGAGGGUGUUUACCCUUGCCGACCUCAGGCGGUGCCGACUGCAGUGUUUACAAUCUGCUCCCCCCUCCCCGCACCGCUAUGGCUUGGCGGCUCUCGCUUUGCUGUACAGCAUCAUCAUCGUAUAGCUCCGCCUCCACUUUCCCCCCCCCACCCCCGCCUCCCCUCAGCCAUUCAUGUGCUGGGAUGCCUGAGUGAGAGUCUGUUCGCUGCAGCAGAACCUUCGGAGAAAACAGGAAAACACCCGUGCUCCAGCAUGCAGGCCAGCGCCGAGCCCACCAAGGAGUGCCUCUGGAGCGGCUGGAAGUGUCAGGCCAUGGACCUGCUGUAUUGGCGGGACGUGAAGCAGACGGCCGUGCUGUUUGCCAGCGUACUGCUCCUGCUCUUCUCGCUCACGCAGUUCAGCGUCGUCAGCGUCAUGGCCUACAUGGCCCUGGCCGCCCUCUCCGCCACCAUCAGCUUCAGGGUCUACAAGUGCGUCCUGCAGGCUGUGCAGAAGACCGACGAGGGACACCCCUUCAAGUCCUACCUGGAGACAGAGAUCGCCUUGUCCCAGGAUCAGAUCCAGAAGUAUACUGAUUGCACCCAGCUGUACAUGAAUAGUGCCAUGAAGGAACUACGCAGGCUGUUCCUGGUGCAGGACCUGGUAGACUCACUCAAGUUUGCUGUGCUGAUGUGGUUGCUGACAUAUGUGGGGGCGCUCUUCAACGGCCUAACACUGCUCAUCCUGGUGGUCAUAUCCAUGUUCACCAUGCCUGUGGUCUAUGAGAAGUACCAGGCUCAGAUUGACCAGUACCUGGGGCUAAUAAGGACCCACGUCAACUCCGUGGUAGGAAAGAUACAGGAGAAAAUUCCAGGGACCAAACGGAAGACGGAAUAGGAGACCCUGCGGCCAGCAGCCGUGCCAGAGGCUGGAUCUGUAUCUUCUUUUGGUCAACAUCAUGGUGUUUGGGAAACUGCACAUGUGUGCAGUGGGGGGGGGGGGCGUCUCUGAUUACAGUAAACUCACUUCAUCAUGCCAAGCACUAAAAGUCUAGUGAGGAAAAUAAAAGUUCAGACAAAUGACGUGUUUUUUUGUAUUGUUUAUUAAGUGCAUGACAAUAUUGACUUGUGUGUUAUUUUCCCGCUACUCUGCACAGUGCUGGUGGAUUUAAGCUGUAACGUGACGUAAUUCGCUCAGCUGCAACGCUAAGCAUCGCCUUUAUCUAAACACAUCCAUAUGUAUAAAUACCCCAUAGACACAUGGAUUCAUUUUUUUGGUGUUUUCCAGCACAAAUCAAACACUUCUCUACUUAUGAACUAUGGUAAUCGUAGGCUUUGUUUUUUUGUAUUAAAAUAAGGAACCAGACUGAUGUUUUAGGUACUGCUGUUAAAUUACACAAAAAACAGCAGGUGGUCACACUAGCUUGUUAAAAACCUGUCCACCUUUGUACCUUGUUUGAUGUAGUUCUUCUUAGUCCUGGACUAUUUGCACCUCUGUACUGUUAAUGAAUGCGAAAAUAAAUGUCCCUGAAUGUAAA
This is a messenger RNA of Paramormyrops kingsleyae, 2968 nucleotides long. The record is from RefSeq and is a predicted model, not a curated record. Lineage: Eukaryota; Metazoa; Chordata; Actinopteri; Osteoglossiformes; Mormyridae.